AUGGAAUCUUUAGAAGAGAUAUUAGCAGAUUAUUCGCGUUGUCUAGGGUCUCUAGACUGCGGGUUGCAGCAGCUGAGGGGGGCCCUCUCUGGUCUUGCUGCCAGACCUGCAGCAGCAGCAGCAGCAGCAGCAGCAGCAACAGAAGAAGCACCAACAGGUGCAGCAGCAGCAGCAACAGAAGAAGCAAAUGCUGAUGAAAAUGCACAUGCAGCAGCACUUCCUCCUCUGGAGGCAGCUCAACUCCACGUAGCCACCGCCUUUGCUGCCUGCUCUCUCUGCAUACCUGAAGACGCAGGGUUUGAACCCGCAGGGGCAUCCCGUUACAAAGGACCUCGCGCGAGUGCAGCAAUACAUGCAGAAGGAGAGCAAAGGCCUACUGCUAUUAAUGUUGCUGCUUCUCACCGAUUUAUUACCUUUCAUACAAAUAACAAACGGGGGCCCCACAAGAGAAAGGGGGGGCCCCCCAAUGGAGAGGGGGGGGCCCCCGGGGGGCCCCCCACAGGGGCACCCAAUAAUGAAGGGGGGGCCCCUAAUAGUGAGGGGGGGGCCCCCGAGGGGCCCCCAGGGGGCCCCUCCUCAGGGGCCCCAAAAAGAGAUGGGGGGGCCCCCAGGGGGCCCCAGAAGAAACGCCGUAAGCUGAAAGGAGUAUCAGAAAAUGCUGAGGGAGACAAUGGAGAUGGUGUGGGGAGGAACAGCAGCAACAGCAGCAGCAGCAGCAGCAGCAGCAACAACAACAACAACAGCAGCAGCAGCAACAACAACAGCAGCAGUAUUAGUAGUAAUAGCAACAAGAAGAAGAAAAAAGGGAAAGUAGGACCGAACCCCGAGAUGUCUGCCGCAAGAGCAGCAACAUACUAA
Molecule: messenger RNA, 858 nt
Organism: Eimeria acervulina
Lineage: Eukaryota; Apicomplexa; Conoidasida; Eucoccidiorida; Eimeriidae
Exons: 5
Coding region: 1-858 (285 amino acids)
Source: RefSeq, a predicted model, not a curated record